UUCAUCUGGAACUUCAUUAGCAACUUCGUGAACACAUAUUCACUGUCAUAAAUCGUAUGUAACUGGACAAAGUGAACAUGCUUUCUAAAUGUUUCUAGAUGCAGGUGUUUCUGUGUGUCGAGACACCUUAAGACCAAAUCCGAAUUCCUGGCUAGUAAUUUCCCCUGGUUCCAAUUUCUCUGUUCUAACUCCAGUUACAUUUAAAGCUACCUGUAACCCAUCAUCUAAAAUCGCGCAGCAACUUGUUUCGUUGACAGAUAUUCCUGGGUGAAGUAUAUUGAAUCACAGGCGCACAAGCGUCAAAAGAACUGGGAAUAUACUUGGAAGACUAUAGUUGGUGAAAUGUAGGAGUAAGUAUGAUUAUUGUAAUGCUUCAGAAUAUCUUUCACCGCAUUUAGGAAACAUCCUGCAGUGUGGCGUGUAAGACCUCGUAGCUUAUUUAUUUUUUCUGUGAACUCACCGUGAAAAAUAAUGCGAUUACUUACAAUAGUUCUUACUGCAUUACUCCUAGUACUGAAACAACAUAGUUUAAUAUUAGCAGGAAGUCUAUCAUCUCCAAGUUAACCAAGAAAACGGGACACUUCAGAUGCUCCAUACAAAUGUCUGUUUGUAACUACCUCCCAGAACUUACAUUACUGCUUAUCAGCCUAGACGUCAUUUUCAACUGCUGUUCCAAAUUCUACCCCCAGAAGUUCAUAUCGGUCAAUAAAAGUUGGCUGACUAACCGUUAUGCAUUAGAUGUCUCUUGCUACUUAUUGUGUGAGACUAUGCGGCUACCAAAUCACAUAAGUUUCACUGUUUUUACUCUUAGAUUUUCCUGAAUGUUCUUUAUUAAGGGAUGUAAUAAUUUACAUGUGAUUAUUUAGGUACCUCUUGAGAUGUCAUUCGAAAACAAUUAUCCAGGAGCUGCCAGUCUUAUCCAGGAUAUUGGAAAAAAAAUGGCAGUUACACUUCGUGGAGGUCGUAUGUUCAUCGGAUUUCUUCGAAUAAUCGAUCAGUUCGGUAACGUUGUUCUCCAUAACGCUGUGGAACGCAUUCAUGUUGAAAAAAAGUUCUGCGAUAUUCCUCAAGGUAUACUCCUGAUAAGGGGUGAGAACAUCAUUAUUAUUGGAGAACUGAAUCCAGAUGUGAAUAUCGAUGAGAAGUUGGAAAGGGUUUCAGAAGAAGAAAUUUACAAGCUUCAGCAAGAACAAACAGCUGCCCGCAAAGAGCUAGCAAAAAAGCGAGCUGAAUUAUUCGCUUUACGUGGAUUAGGUUUUCCUGACUGCGCAGAUAUAAUGUUUGAUGACGCAUAG
Molecule: messenger RNA, 1295 nt
Organism: Heterobilharzia americana
Lineage: Eukaryota; Metazoa; Platyhelminthes; Trematoda; Strigeidida; Schistosomatidae
Source: the annotation of a GenBank genome assembly